CUCACCCUCACAUACACUCCGUUCUUCCUGCAACUCUUCUCGGGAUCCUUGGAUCCCUUUCCUCCGCGACGGGCUCCCCACACAAAGCAGUCACCAUUUCCGCUCCCGGGAGACCCACGCUGGCAGCGCAGCCCCUUCCCCGACUCAGCAUCGGGAGGAAGACCCUGGUGGCGGCUGCCGUGGGGGUUAUGCUGGUCCUGGUGCUGGUGGUCCUCAUCCCCGUGCUCGUCAGCUCUGUGGGUACAGAUGCCAGCCACUAUGAGAUGCUGGGCACCUGUCGCAUGGUGUGUGACCCCUACCUGAACAAGGGAACGCCAGCCAGCAGCACCAGCUCCACCGGUCUACAGGCUGAGGCGGAGGCACUGAGCGACCACAGCAACGUGCUUCCACCCUCCACCUUACUGCAGGGCCCACAGGGGAAGCCUGGCAGGCCAGGCAAGCCCGGACCCCCUGGACCACCUGGACCACCAGGAGAACCAGGGCCACCGGGACCUGCUGGGCCUCCUGGUGACAGAGGGGAUCAGGGAAGGACUGGGGUUUUGGGUCUGGAGGGAAAUGGAGCUAUCAGCACAGCCACCUACAGCACUGUGCCUCGGGUGGCUUUCUAUGCAGGGCUUAAAAACCCCCACGAAGGCUACGAGAUCCUCAAGUUUGACGACGUGGUCACCAACCUGGGCAACAACUACGAUGGCAUUUCGGGCAAGUUCAUCUGCAGCAUCCCGGGCACAUACUUCUUCAUCUACCAUGUGCUGAUGCGAGGAGGAGACGGCACCAGCAUGUGGGCAGACCUCUGCAAGAAUGGCCAGGUCCGUGCCAGCGCCAUCGCCCAAGACGCUGACCAGAACUACGACUACGCCUCCAACAGCGUCAUCCUCCAUCUGGACGCGGGCGACGAGGUUUACAUCAAACUGGACGGAGGCAAAGCCCAUGGAGGCAACAACAACAAGUAUAGCACCUUCUCUGGCUUCAUCCUCUACGCAGACUGAGACACAGACAGACGCAGAGACGGUCAGACAGGAAGGGAUUGAGAGAAGGAGUUGUACGAUGAGGGUGGGGGGGGGAGGGGUGUGUAUGUGUGUUAACAGCCGGAAUCCUUUCUAGUUUUCCUAAUUCUCUCCAUCAUCACGAACACCUCUGCUUCGUAUCCAUCAGCCAAGACACCCAGACUCUGUAGCCAAGUCUGGAUGCAAAGCUCCCCCGAGGGCACACUGGGAAGGGCCAGGUGGGCGGCGUGGGGAGGAAGCGGGCUGGAUUUUCUGCACUCCUAGACGUAACGCCGAC
Solea solea (common sole) is the source of this 1281-nucleotide messenger RNA. RefSeq names its product C1q-related factor (gene c1ql1l2). NCBI's taxonomy places the organism in Eukaryota, Metazoa, Chordata, Actinopteri, Pleuronectiformes, Soleidae. The record is from RefSeq and is a predicted model, not a curated record. Gene Ontology annotation, molecular function: protein binding. The coding region runs from base 189 to 986 and encodes 265 amino acids. The transcript has 2 exons.